AUGUUUAGUCAGAGAUAUGAUCCUUUAGCAGAAGAGAAUAACGGCAGUCGACCAGCCGAUUCUGGAUUUGGCGUGAGUCUAAAGAAAAGAAAAUUAAGUGAUGAUGAGAGUUCUGAUGAGGAAGAAGAAGAGGAAGAAACAGAUGAGUCUGAACAUGAAUCUUCCCAGGAUGAAGAUAUCAACGAAGAAGAACCAGAAGAAGAAGAUGAAGAUACCAACAAAGUUGACGACAACAUGGAAAUUGAUCUGCAGCCAGAAGUAGAUCCAGAUUAUAUUCACAAACAUCAAGCAAUUUUCAACAAAUUCAAACAGUCCACAGAAUCAGAAACAAUUGAACAAGACAAAGAAGAAGACGGAGAAGAGGACGCAAAUAUUGAACAACAUAGUCUUGUCCCAUUACCACAACCAGCAUUGCCAAGAGAUCGAAAACUAUCAUCUGUGUCAACUCAUACAAAGAACCUAGAUUGGUUAACUAAACCGCAAUAUGCUUCACCACUGGAUAAAAAGGCUUUCACAGAUUUUAAAUCAUCGUCAUUUAUGAUAAAAAAUUUGGAAAAAAUGGGAUUUACUGAAGCAUUUUCCGUACAAAUAAGUGUUCUUAAUAUGAUGCUCCCAGAGAUCGAAGCACAAAAACUAAAACCAGAUCGUGUUGGUGAUAUUCUUGUUAAUGCAUCUACUGGGUCAGGUAAAACUUUAGCGUAUCUGAUUCCCAUAAUUGAAAGUCUAUACCGAAGAGUAGUUCCAAGAGUGAGGGUGAUUAUAUUGGUUCCGACAAAACCUUUAAUCAAUCAAGUCAAAUCAACAUUAUUACAACUCUCGAGUGGAACCAAUUUACAAAUUGCAGCAUUGAAAAAUGAUGUAUCUAUAAAUGACGAAAAAGAUCUGUUAACCAAAUCUGUUCCUGACAUUAUAGUUAGUACGCCAGGUAGACUUGUGGAGCAUUUGCUUAAUGAUUCUAUCAAUUUAUCAAGCUUGCAAUAUUUGAUAAUUGAUGAAGCUGAUAGAUUAUUGAACCAAAGUUUCCAAAAUUGGUCGAAUGUGUUAUUAGAUAAAAUAGAUUCACAAAUCAACAUUGCAGAAGUUUGGAAAUUAUCAGUGCAGAAAUUGGUGUUUUCGGCUACAUUAACAACAGAUGCCGGGAAAUUAUCAAGUUUGAAAUUUUAUAAUCCAAGGUUGAUAAUUGUUAAUGAUUCCAAACAAUUGGUUAAUGAAAUAUUCACUGUUCCCGUGACAUUAUCUGAAUUCAAAAUUCAUUUGGGUGUGGCAAAGAAUUCAUUGAAACCAUUAAUUUUAACCAAAUUUUUAAUAUCAACAAACAAGUUGUCUAAUGUGCUCAUAUUCACCAAAUCUAACGAAUCAUCAAUCAGAUUAACUGAAUUGUUAACCAGCUUAUUUCAAAAACUUUCUAUCAAUUUAAAGAUUGCCUUUAUUAAUUCAACAAAUAACAGAACAUCAAUCCGUUCUAAAAUACUAAAACAAUUUAGUAACCAAGAAGUUAACAUUUUGAUCACUACUGAUUUAAUUGCCAGAGGUAUUGAUGUGGCAUCUAUCACCGAUGUCAUCAACUACGACUUACCAAAUUCUUCCAGAGAAUAUGUUCACAGAGUUGGAAGAACUGCGAGAGCCAACCAAGUAGGGUAUGCAUACAGUUUCUGUUUUGGUAAGGGAGAAAAUAGUUGGUUCAAAAAAUUAGCCCAUGAAGUGAGUCGAAGUAAAGAAGUUGAAAACGUGGACUUGAAUGUAAAAGAAUUAAUAUCCGACAGAGACGAAGAGAUUUAUCAACAAGCAUUACAUGAGUUACAACAACAAGCUAAGAAAUAA
This is a messenger RNA of Candida albicans SC5314, 1821 nucleotides long. Its product is annotated as putative ATP-dependent RNA helicase. Gene Ontology annotation, cellular component: nucleus. Bases 1 to 1821 code for a protein of 606 amino acids. The transcript has a single exon. NCBI's taxonomy places the organism in Eukaryota, Fungi, Ascomycota, Pichiomycetes, Serinales, Debaryomycetaceae. Gene Ontology annotation, molecular function: nucleic acid binding; ATP binding. The record is from RefSeq and is a predicted model, not a curated record.